This is a messenger RNA of Vicia villosa (hairy vetch), 1332 nucleotides long. RefSeq lists its product as uncharacterized. The transcript has 4 exons. Bases 135 to 977 code for a protein of 280 amino acids. The record is from RefSeq and is a predicted model, not a curated record. Lineage: Eukaryota; Viridiplantae; Streptophyta; Magnoliopsida; Fabales; Fabaceae.
CACGCGCCUUGUAGCUUCUUCACAUCAUAUAUUCAAAACACAAUAAAUUUUUCUGUCAAGAUUUUUCUGACAAUUUGAGUUCAAAGUUUGUAACUUUUUCAGGUUCUUGCAAAAGGGUAGGUAGCAUUCCAAUCAUGCCUUCAGGUCCUAAGAAGAGAAAAGCUGCUAGGAGGAAGAAGGAACUUAACCUCUCAUCAACCAACAACCCUCCUCAAGGAAAUGAUGAUUUGAAGCCUCGUAAUGAGAAAAAGAAUGAUGGCAGAGGCAAUAAUUUUCCUGCAUAUCACAAGAGCGGUGGAAGUGAAAUGGUUCAUAAAAGAGACUUGUCAACUGCUCGGCCAAUUGCUUCUGAUGCCGUGUCUGUGGAAGAAGUUUGUGGUGAUUUCAAGAUUGGACAAGCGUUAGGAGGAAAGGAAAACAGUGCUGUUAUGGUAAAGAGAGAUUUGAGAUUUAAGGAUGGUUAUGAGAAAGAAAAUGAAAGAUUUGAGCAUACUGAAACUGCGAAGGAACCAUGCUACCAGAGUGGUAUUUCAAAUGGUGAAUCCCUAGCUAAGAAGAACUCUAAGGAUGAGAUAUGUGAUUUGCUUGAAGAGAAAAUUGCAUGUCAUGAGUUGGUUAAACCAGAUGAAUCGUCACCUUCCAAUACGACUGCGGCUUCCAUGUCUGGAGUAGCCCCUCUUCUAGAAGUGAUCGAUCAUGCUGGGAAGUUGAAUCAGGAUAGUGUAUAUCCCUUAACAAAUGAGAAUGCUACAACAUCGCAUAUGGAGGAACCUAAGCCAAAGGAAUCUGAUAGUAAAGUGUUAAUUUCAUCGUCUCGUAGUCCAUUACCUAAUGAUGCAGCACAUACUAAGAAUUCCAAGACUCCAGAAUGCUCAAAAGAUCAGCCUUUCGUAAGGUCGACUCCAAAUUUGGUGCAGAAGACUUCAUGGUGGAGUUGCUGUGGACUGUUUGAAGUUUUGUCAGGUUCAAAUAGAUAAUUUCAGAAAUACAAACUUAGGAUCUCAACUUGCAUGUCAGAAGAGGGAAAAUGGUGCUUCAUGAGAAACUUUUCACCAAUGCAAGUUUUUCGAUGGUGCUUCUACCGAAAUCCUAAAAUCUUGUUUGAGACCUUCCAAAGCUAAAACAGAAAAAUUAGAAGGACUUUGUUAAAACAUUUUGAUGUAGAGUGUCUAGGUUCAGAGUUUCCAAGUGAUCAUAUAAGGUUUGUUUACAUUACUAUAGGGAAGUUUAUUGGAUUUAUUGUAUUGGCAACAAAUUUACAGCUCAAUUCUUGAGCAUGUCAAACCACAUUGUUAGUUUUGUGAUAUAGAAAUUUGGUCUAAGUUUGAUUCA